Cheilinus undulatus (humphead wrasse) is the source of this 1730-nucleotide messenger RNA. Its product is annotated as solute carrier family 25 member 36-A. The transcript is spliced from 7 exons. Gene Ontology annotation, biological process: pyrimidine nucleotide import into mitochondrion. Gene Ontology annotation, cellular component: mitochondrion. Bases 377 to 1312 code for a protein of 311 amino acids. NCBI's taxonomy places the organism in Eukaryota, Metazoa, Chordata, Actinopteri, Labriformes, Labridae. The record is from RefSeq and is a predicted model, not a curated record. Gene Ontology annotation, molecular function: pyrimidine nucleotide transmembrane transporter activity.
GCACGUCAACGUGAAUGGGGCCGGGUAGUUUCCACUGCCGCUGAUAUUACUGCAAGAUUGGAAUUACUCACUAAUAUUAAAGGCACACACUCACAGCAUGGUGAAGCUUUGUCCUUCUUCUAAAACAGAGGCAAACCUGCCGCUCUGACUUCGACCUUUACCAACGGAAAGCCGUUAGCUCUGGUAGCUAACGUUAGCUAGCUGUGCUAGCUACAUAACCCUCGUUUUUCCACGCAGCUGACCUCCACCACAACAGACGCACUGAGUAUCGCUUUCCUUGCUAGGCUGGGGUCGUUCCCCCACUGUUGUUUCUUCACGUCUACUCCCAUUGUCCCCGUGUUGGUGCCCCGUGGACGGUUCCCGAAUAUGAUACAUAAUGAGUCAAAGAGAUACUUUAGUUCAUCUAUUUGCUGGAGGAUGUGGGGGCACAGUAGGAGCCAUAUUGACGUGUCCACUGGAAGUAGUAAAGACUCGUCUGCAGUCAUCCUCUAUCACUCUCUAUGUGUCUGAGGUCCAACUCAGUACUGUCAAUGGAGCAAGUGUGGCCCGUAUGUCCCCUCCAGGACCCCUGCACUGCCUCAAGUUGAUAUUGGAGAAAGAAGGACCUCGUUCUCUAUUCAGGGGCUUGGGGCCAAACUUGGUGGGCGUGGCACCUUCCAGAGCAAUCUACUUUGCUGCUUACUCCACGGCCAAAGAGAGACUGAACAGUGUGUUUGAGCCUGAUUCCACACAGGUACACAUGAUGUCGGCUGGAAUGGCAGGGUUUACAGCUAUCACAGCAACAAAUCCAAUAUGGCUGAUAAAGACCCGUCUACAGCUGGAUGCAAGGAACCGUGGUGAGCGAAGGAUGAGUGCGUUUGAGUGUGUGCGGCGAGUGUAUCAAGCAGACGGCCUGCGAGGCUUCUAUAGGGGUAUGUCUGCUUCCUACGCUGGUAUCUCAGAGACUGUGAUCCACUUUGUGAUAUAUGAAAACAUCAAACGGCGCCUCUUGGAGGCCAAGGCACCGCAGAACAUGGAAGAGGAGGAGGAGGCAUCUAGAGAUGCUUCAGACUUUGUGGGCAUGAUGCUUGCCGCUGCCACCUCGAAGACCUGUGCCACAUCUAUUGCUUAUCCUCAUGAAGUGAUCCGCACCAGGCUACGAGAAGAGGGCACCAAGUAUAAGUCCUUCUUCCAGACUCUAAGAACAGUGCCCAAAGAGGAGGGUUACCGCGCUCUGUACCGGGGCCUCACCACCCACCUGGUCCGACAGAUCCCCAACACGGCAAUCAUGAUGUGCACCUAUGAGCUGGUGGUCUACCUGCUGAACGGUUAAAAUCCCCUCACCCCACCCUCUGAGACUGUAAAUGUUGCCCUGCCCUUGUUCGGAGACAGAAAGAAGAGAAUGAGAGCACAGCAGCUGGCACAACAACCUGCUCAACAGAAGACAGAGACUGCACCGUGACCUUUGUCUGAAGACGAGAGUGGUUGUUGAAACUAAGUUGGCAGUUUUGUUCUAAAACCAAAGGGUCUGACACAGGGAGGAGGAUAGCAGAGUUCCUCACAUUGGUUUUGGGAUCAGCAGAGGCAGAGUAAUGGUUGCCCUAUUUUAUUUUUGUUCCAUCCUUUUCUCCCUUGGGUUAUGUGUGUUUCUGCUUCUGGAAGCUCAGAGUACUGAUGACAUCACCCAAGUUUAAAGUGUAUUCUGCCUCUAACAAUACUAAUAAUUAGAGAGAAAUACAUUAAUUCCAAUA